Gadus macrocephalus (Pacific cod) is the source of this 2891-nucleotide messenger RNA. It is a transcript of the gene adam17a, whose product is annotated as ADAM metallopeptidase domain 17a. Lineage: Eukaryota; Metazoa; Chordata; Actinopteri; Gadiformes; Gadidae. Gene Ontology annotation, biological process: membrane protein ectodomain proteolysis; Notch signaling pathway. The coding region runs from base 195 to 2768 and encodes 857 amino acids. The record is from RefSeq and is a predicted model, not a curated record. The transcript has 19 exons. Gene Ontology annotation, cellular component: plasma membrane. Gene Ontology annotation, molecular function: metalloendopeptidase activity.
AGAUGUUCUCUGUCCAUGCGUCCAUCAAGACUGAACCUGAAGGUUCACGAUGACCUGCAGAUCAGCUGAUCAUUUCAAAUGCUGUACUUCCGGGUUGACGCAGCUCGCCGUCAUUUCCCGUGUUGUCGUUUCAGAGUAAUUGUUUAGAAUGUCAAACUUUGAAUAAGAACUAAAGCCUUGUUUAAACCUCUACAAUGAUGAGGCAUUUGCUGUUCUUUGCACUGGUUGCUCCUUGUUGGAUCAACUGUGCGGUUAAACGGUCUCCCCCUGCGGGGAAGAGCUCCGAGGACGAGCCUGAGAUGGAGUCCCUGAACUCGAUCCUAUCGGACUUUGAGGUGCUCCCCUGGUCGGGGCUCCAGCUGCACUCUGUUCGGAAGAGGGACGCCCAAACCAGGUCCCACUUGGAGCGGCUUGUCACGUUCCAGGCCCUGCAGAGGAAUUUCAAGCUAUACUUGACCACAAACACGGACCUGUUCACUGAGAACUUUAAAGCCGUGUUUGUUGAUGAACAAGGACUGGAGGAGAAGUACGACGUCCAGCUCCAGAACUACUUCACUGGACACGUUGUAGGGGAGGAGAAUUCACGUGUACAGGCACACAUUGAUGGGGACGAGUUCUCUGCCCACAUUCUGACGGACGAAGCGGAGUAUAAUGUGGAACCCCUGUGGAGGUUCACUAACUCUCCCCAAGAUGGCCGCGUGCUGGUCUAUCGCUCGGAGGACAUCAGGAACAUCAGCCGCAUCGCCUCGCCCAAGGUGUGCGGCUACAUCCACGCAGAGGCUCAGCAGCUGCUGCCCGCCGGCGCAGCCAGGCCUGGGGGUCUGCCGGAGGACGAGCUCCUGCACCGAGCGAAGAGGCUGGCCCACGACCACAAGAAGAACACCUGCCCCCUGCUGCUGGUGGCCGACUACCGCUUCUUCCAGCACAUGGGGCGCAAGGAGGAGAGCAUCACACUGAACUACCUGAUCGAGCUGAUCGAUCGAGUGGACGACAUCUACCGGAACACCACCUGGAACGAUGAGUUUAAGGGCUACGGGGUUCAGAUCCAACAGAUCAUCAUCAACAAGGUGCCCACCACCAUAAAGGACCACAAGGGGCGGACCAGGGCGCACUACAACAUGAAGGGCUCGCCACAGGAGGGCAAGGACGUGUGGGACGUCAAGAAGCUGUUGGAGCAAUUCAGCUCGGACAUCGCGGACAACGCGUCCACCGUGUGCCUGGCCCACCUCUUCACGUACCAGGACUUCGACGAGGGCACCCUGGGGCUGGCCUACGUGGCCCCGUCCAAGGCUCUGGCGCUGGGGGGCCUCUGCCCUCGACCGUAUUACCCCUCUACCUCUGCCCGGAAGCCCAGCUACCUCAACACAGGGCUGACCAGCACCUUGAACUUUGGGAAAACCAUCCUGACCAAGGAGGCGGACCUGGUCACCACCCACGAGCUGGGGCAUAACUUUGGCGCGGAGCAUGACCCCGACAACCUGCCGGCCUGCGCUCCCACGGACGACCAUGGGGGGAAGUUCAUCAUGUACCCCAUCGCUGUGAGCGGGGACCAGAUCAACAACAAGCACUUCUCCAGCUGCAGCAAGACCUCCAUCGGGAAGACGCUGAGCUUCAAGGCUCACGAGUGCUUCAAGGAGCGCAACAGCAAGGUAUGCGGAAACUCGCGCGUGGAGGAAGGGGAGGACUGCGACCCGGGGCUGCUGCACCUCAACGACGACCCCUGCUGCACGGCCGAGUGCAAGUUCAAACCCAAUGCGCAGUGCAGUGACAGAAACAGCCCGUGCUGUAAGGGCUGCGUGUUUGAGCAGGCGGGGAAGCGCUGCCAGGAGGCCAUCAGCGCCACCUGUAAGGGCGUGUCCAGCUGCACAGGUGAAAGCAGCGAGUGCCCGCCCCCGGAGAAUGCCCUUGACGACACCCAAUGCGUGGACAUGGGCAAGUGCCUCUCCGGGGACUGCAAUCCCUUCUGCGAGGCGGUGCAAAACCUGCAGUCCUGCGCCUGCAACGAAACUGAGAACUCGUGUAAAGUGUGCUGCCGGGGGAAAGACGGAACCUGCUCUCCGUUUAUGGAGGCGGACGACAACUUCCUCUACCUGCGCAAGGGCAAGCCCUGCACUGUGGGGUACUGCGACGGGAGUGGAAAGUGCAUAAAGUCAGUGCAGGAUGCGAUCGAGAGGCUUUGGGAUUUCAUUGACAAGCUCGACAUAAACACAUUCGGGAAGUUCCUGGCUGACAACAUCGUGGGCUCCGUGGUCGUCUUCUCGCUCGUCUUCUGGAUCCCCCUCAGUAUUCUUGUUCACUGUGUGGACAAGCGUCUCGACCAGCAGUAUGAGCAGCAGCAGAGCAAGCCCUACCUCUUCCCCCCCAGUAGUCAAGAAAUGCAGAGCGGCCUAGAGGGGGGACACAUGCCCAUCAAACAGCCGCCCUCCUUCUCCGGCGGCCCGACCGCGCCCUGCUUCCAGCCGGGUUCAGACCUGCCCCCGACGGGCCCGGCGGGGGCCUCCCCAUCGGGCAGCAGUGUUACCCCGGGCCCAGGCCCGAGCUCCGGCCUCCCCGGGGGGACCAGGAUGGACACCAUCCAGGAGGACAGCAGCACCGAGUCUCACCCCGGAGAGGAGGGCCCCCCGGGGGACGGGCAGCCCACCGUCGCAGCCUGCUGGUCGGGUACGAAGUCCUCCUGCGAGGAUCCGAUCGCGCGGAGCCCGGGGGGGCGGGAGCGCCGGCCGCUCCACAGGCAGGCCUGCGUUGACACCAAGGAGACGGAGUGCUGAGCCGCGCCACACGAGGGAACACCCCCCCCCCCCCCCCCCACACACACAUGGAGGAACCUCCUGCAGAGGCAUUCGCUCUAAAUCUACACACACAUUGAUAAGCAUUUUAAGUGACAUUGAGUG